AUGCCUGAAUACUCAGUUGAUCUCUUGACCAAGGAGCAGCGAUCAAUGUACGAUAUGAUGUCUCCCGAGGAGCGCGCGGCAUUCGACGAAGAGAACACCCGCAUGGUUGCCGAAUUUAACGACCCCGGGAAGCGCGCCGCGGCCUUCGAGGAACUCGAGCAGAGCAUUCUAAAGAUUGAUAAAGAAGAGGAUCUCCGAUUCGAAGAGAUUCGCCGCCCCCGUCGGGCUGGUUUCUGGUCUGAGGAUGAGCCUGACGACUUGGUGAAUAUGCUCGAGGAUGGAGAUGAGGAAAUCAAUGACGACGAAAUCACGUCCAUGGCACACGCAGAGAUGGAAUUGCACCGUGAAAUGAGAGAAUAUGCCCGCAUUACAGCAUGGGACAUGCCAAUGCUGAGCAAGCUCGCCAAACCAUUCACUCUUCCUCCCCCCACCCACGUCCUCCGCUUCCGCUACACUACCUACAUGGGUGAACAGCACCCGGCUGAGCCCAAGGUCGUCGUGGAGCUUUCAUCCCAAGAUCUGACCCCCAAGUACCUCACCGAAGCCCAGCGCCAAACAUUCCUCAAGCUGGCCGGUACGCGCUACAACCCGCAGACCGAUAUCAUCCGCAUGUCGAGCGAGAAGUUCGGCUCGCGUGCUCAGAACAAGCGCUACCUGGCCGAUCUCGUUAACUCGAUGAUCAAGGAGGCCAAGGAAGGUGACGCCUUCGCCGAUAUCCCGCUCGACCUCCGCCACCACAAGUACAAGACCAGACUGCAAUUCCCCGAAUCCUGGAACAUGACCGAAACCCGUCGGAGUCAGCUGGCUGCGCGCCGCAAGGAGCGUCUAUCUGCCGAGGAGACGCGAGCUGCCCUUGUGGACGGUAAUUCGGUUGUCUCUGAUGCUAUUAAGGCUCUGCCUUCGCUCAACCCUGCUCUCCAGGCCAAGGCUGCUGACGAGCGGGAGCGCGUUGCUGUCAAGGUUGGUGCGCGGAAAAAGGUGGCUCGUCGGUAA
Molecule: messenger RNA, 993 nt
Organism: Penicillium samsonianum
Lineage: Eukaryota; Fungi; Ascomycota; Eurotiomycetes; Eurotiales; Aspergillaceae
Product: mitochondrial 37S ribosomal protein mS35
Exons: 2
Coding region: 1-993 (330 amino acids)
Biological process (GO): mitochondrial translation
Cellular component (GO): mitochondrial small ribosomal subunit
Molecular function (GO): structural constituent of ribosome
Source: RefSeq, a predicted model, not a curated record